This is a messenger RNA of Ahaetulla prasina, 552 nucleotides long. Its product is annotated as gastrula zinc finger protein XlCGF57.1-like. Gene Ontology annotation, biological process: regulation of transcription by RNA polymerase II. The transcript has a single exon. The coding region runs from base 187 to 438 and encodes 83 amino acids. NCBI's taxonomy places the organism in Eukaryota, Metazoa, Chordata, Lepidosauria, Squamata, Colubridae. Gene Ontology annotation, molecular function: RNA polymerase II cis-regulatory region sequence-specific DNA binding; DNA-binding transcription factor activity, RNA polymerase II-specific. The record is from RefSeq and is a predicted model, not a curated record.
GGGAGAAGCCAUAUAAAUGCAUCGAGUGUGGAAAGACCUUUGCUCAAGGAGGUCAUCUUAUUCGCCAUAAGGUGAUCCACACACGGGAGAAGCCGUAUAAAUGCAUAUAAUGUGGGGAAACAUUUUCGCAUAGCAGUGGACUCAGUAACCACAAUAAGCUCCACACGAGAAAAGUCCUAUAAAUGCAUGGAGUGUGGAAAGACCUUUGCUGAAAAAGGUCAUCUUAUUUCCCAUAAGAGUGUCCACACAGGGGAGAAGCCGUAUAAAUGCACGGAGUGUGGAAAGACCUUUGCUCAAAGAGGUCAUCUUAUUUCCCAUAAGAGUGUCCACACAGGGGAGAAGCCGUAUAAAUGCACAGAGUGUGGAAAGACCUUUGCUCAAAGAGGUCAUCUUAUUCGCCAUAAGAUGAUCCACAGAGGGGAGAAGCGGUAUAAAUGAAUGGAGUGUGGAAAGAUCUUUGCUCGAAGGGGUAAUCUUAUUUCCAUAAAAAGAUCCACACGGGAGAAGCCGUAUAAAUGCAUGGAGUGUGGAAAAACUUUUGCUCAAAGUGGU